UUGUGUUUCAAAAAAGAUAAAUAAAUCAGCGUGGAGGCUGAAAGUCGGUUUAGUCUCGGUAAAUCACGUGGACUUCAAUCAGGUUUGUGCACGAGCGCCGGCUCUGGUGGAAAUGUCUCCCGGAAUGAAUGAAGCUGUCCCAUCUGCGGCUGCAUUGCAGAAACAAACACCAUGGUUUUGCCCCGUCAGCGCUUCACAUUGUUGCUGAUUCCUUCAGGACGUUUCUGCCAACUUUAAGAUAGACAGAGAAGCAGAGCAGUAUUGCAAGGACCAUGCUCAGCAUCCUAGCAGCCGGCUCCAUAUUCUUCCCAGGCCUUUUCCUGCUGUCGAAGCGAUGUCUGAAACACGCGCCAGGGCUGAAGUGGAGCGAGGCCGACGCUGUCAUCGUCUCCGCAAGGCUAGUGUCCUCCAUUCAAGCAGUCCUGGCUUCCUCAGCAGGGUUCAUCAUUGCAUCAUCAUGUGAAGACAUCAUCGAGGACCAGCAUUGGCUCACUAGCACCUACAUCCUGUUUGCGGUCCCUUAUUUUAUCUAUGACAUUUAUGCCAUGUUCCUGUGCUACUGGUACAAGAUGCAAGUCAAAGGUCACGAGGAGGACGCACCGAAAAUGAGCACGGCCAUUCGCAGCUACCUGUGGCGAGAGUUUCUCAUGGUGCUUCAUCAUGUUGUCAUGGUUACUGUCUGCUUCCCUGUGUCUGUGUUCUGGCGACAAGGAAAGGGGGAUUUUUUCCAAGGUGUCAUGUUCCUAGCUGAACUCAGCACUCCAUCUGUUUGUCUGGGAAAAAUACUCAUUCAGUACAAGCAGCAGCACACUCUCCUUCAUAAAGUUAACGGAGCAGUCAUGCUGAUCACUUUUUUCGUCUGUCGAGUUCUUCUCUUCCCCUACCUCUACUACACCUAUGGCAGGUAUGCGGAUAUCCCCCUGUACAUGGUGCCGCUGUCCAUUCCGUGGCACUGUAACAUGGGUGCUGCUCUCCUCAUGGCUCCUCAGGUGUACUGGUUCUGUCUGAUCUGCAGAGGAGCCUUUCGCCUGUUCACCCGGGCUUCUCGCCAUCAUCGUCCCUCAGUCAGUAGGGACUCUGAGCCCAAAACCCCCAUCAUGCCUCCAGCCAAUGGUUACAGCCCCCGUGACACAGAAAGAGAGCCUAACACACACUGAGAGACACAGAGGGGCUGGAAGCAAAAAAAAAAAAAGGCACAGUGGCUGUUUUUAGGCCUCAGAUAUAACAGGAAACCUGAGGUUAAAUACUAAUAUAUUACAAAUAGUAAAUGUCCUGCUGCUCCAUUAGGUGAGGAAGAUAGAAGACAGGGGCAGAGGAAUCAGAGGGAGAAAGAGACAGAUGAUCACCUCCAUUCUUUAUUUCCCUCAGAGGAAUUGCAAUAGCAUGCUAAUAAAGCCUGUUUCAUACUCCUGAUGUUAAACCUCCUGAUGCGGACAGAUGUUCGGAUUGUAUUUGUCAUCCCAGUUAUAAUCCAUGACUGAAUUUCAGACCGUUGGGGAAGGGGUAUGUAAUAUAAUGUAAUGUACACAAGCACUUAUCAUUUGUACAUUGCCAUUAUCGUCCUAGUUGCAGAAACAACAGGUGAAAGCUGUGGGCAUGUUAGUAUUCCAAACUGCUGAACCACCAUUAACAGAAAUGUGAUGAGUGAAUGAUGGAGAGAUGGUUCCAUCUCUUUAAUUUCUCCUUCCUAGCCCAGUCUCUCUGUCUCUUCAGUUUAAUAUUUCAUAGAAAGAAUAGGGAACAGCUUUUCUG
Molecule: messenger RNA, 1752 nt
Organism: Neoarius graeffei (lesser salmon catfish)
Lineage: Eukaryota; Metazoa; Chordata; Actinopteri; Siluriformes; Ariidae
Gene: tlcd3ba
Product: TLC domain containing 3Ba
Exons: 8
Coding region: 273-1157 (294 amino acids)
Biological process (GO): ceramide biosynthetic process; lipid homeostasis
Cellular component (GO): membrane; endoplasmic reticulum
Molecular function (GO): sphingosine N-acyltransferase activity
Source: RefSeq, a predicted model, not a curated record